This is a messenger RNA of Peronospora matthiolae, 339 nucleotides long. NCBI's taxonomy places the organism in Eukaryota, Oomycota, Peronosporomycetes, Peronosporales, Peronosporaceae. The record is from the annotation of a GenBank genome assembly.
AUGGUCGCCUCUAAGAAGUCGAAGAAGUCCUCGGACAACAUCAACUCCCGUCUGCAGCUUGUGAUGCGCUCGGGUAAAGUCGCUCUGGGCUACAAGCAGACGCUCAAGAACUUGCGCUGCGGCAAGGCCAAGUUGGUGAUCAUGGCUUCCAACACGCCUCCGCUUCGCAAGUCGGAGGUCGAGUACUACUCGAUGCUUGCCAAGACAGGCGUCCACCACUUCUCGGGCACGAACAACGAUCUGGGAACAGCUUGCGGUAAAUACUUUCGCGUGUCGUGCAUGUGUAUCCUCGAUGCUGGUGACUCGGACAUUCUGCGCUCGAUGCCGUCGGAGAACUAG